Globicephala melas (long-finned pilot whale) is the source of this 3879-nucleotide messenger RNA. RefSeq names its product MAP7 domain containing 2 (gene MAP7D2). Gene Ontology annotation, cellular component: microtubule cytoskeleton. The record is from RefSeq and is a predicted model, not a curated record. NCBI's taxonomy places the organism in Eukaryota, Metazoa, Chordata, Mammalia, Artiodactyla, Delphinidae. Gene Ontology annotation, biological process: microtubule cytoskeleton organization.
CGAUACGGCGCGGCGGCAGGGGCAGUGCGCCUGUGCGGCCCCGGCAUCCCGAUGGAGCACGGCGUCGACUGCGGGGCGGCAGCCGGGACGGAGGGGUCUACGCGGGCCCCCCCGCUUCCCGGGAAGAUGGCCGAACCGGGCGCGGUGCGGACCUCGCCGCCCAACCACCGGCCUUCAGGCAUGGAUGGAUUUUUAAAAUCUGAUGAGAGACAACGACUAGCUAAAGAAAGACGAGAAGAAAGAGAAAAAUGUCUUGCUGCCCGGGAGCAGCAGAUCCUGGAGAAACAGAAGAGAGCCAAGCUCCAGUACGAAAAGCAAAUUGAGGAGAGGUGGCGGAAGCUGGAAGAGCAGCGGCAGCGAGAGGCGCAGAAGAGGGCCGCCGUGGAGGAGAAGAGGAAGCAGAAGCUCCGGGAGGAGGAGGAGCGGCUGGAGGCGAUGAUGCGCAGGUCCCUGGAGCGCACACAGCAGCUGGAGCUGAAGAAGAAGUGCUCGUGGGGAGCAUCACUGGCCGCAGGGCCCGGAGGACGCGAUGGUGAAUCAGGAAAUACCCCACCCCCUCCUCUAGGUUUAGCAGCCAGCACCCUCCCUCCGGACCCAGGGACCACUGCCGCCGCUGCUGAGUCCACCAACGCAUGUGACAAACUUUCAACAUCAGCCAUGAAUUUGCCAAAGCAGACGGAGCCUCCCAUGAGUAAGCGCCUGUCUUCAUCCACCGCGACAAUGUCCUAUUCCCCAGACCGAGUAUCCCAUGCCUGUCCUCGUGUAGCUCCUGCUGGCCCCCUUAAAUCUUCCUACAAGUCUUCUCCCACUCGAAAUGCCGAGAAGAAGAAGAUGACAUCUACAUCUGGCGUAGGAGAUGCUGGGAAAGGAGCCCCUGCAGGAGCGGAGGCCUCUCCGACGGAGAAGAUGAAGAGGGGGCCAAAAACAACAACUUCCGUUCCCAGCGUGGGCCUCAUGUCCCCUCUGAGAAGAUGCGAUUUUCCAGCAGGCGUUUCUAAGAGGUCGUCUUCUCCUGUGACACCCAAGGCAACUUCAAAAGCAUAUCCGCAGUCUCCAAAGAACGUGAAGCCGCCAUACCCAGGGUCUCCGGUGAAGUACCGCCUCCCUGCCUUUUCCGGCCAGGAAACACCCAAGAAGAAAGCAGAGAAAGAGAAGAGCAACAAGGAAAGGGAGGGCUCCCUGGCUCAGCAGGCAGCCGGCCCACCUGGGGAGGAGGCCCCAGAGAAGCACGUGGCAGACAGGCACGCCACCGAGAAGCAUGAGGCCGCAGCAGGGAAGGCCGAGGGCGGUGGAGCCUCGUGGAAGCCCACAGCGGGCACCACUGAUGCAGGAGAGGCCACAAAGAUGCUGGCCGAAAAGAGACGACAGGCCCGGCUGCAGAAGGAACAGGAGCAGCAAGAACGUCUGGAGAAGGAAGAGCAAGACAGGCUGGAGAGAGAGGAAUUGCAAAGAAAGGCAGAGGGGGAAAGACUUCGCCUAGAAGAAGCAGCCCGUAAGCAGGAAGAGGAAAAGAAGCGGCAGGAGGAAGAAGAGAAAAGGAAGGCGGCAGAGGAGGCCAAGCGGAGGGCCAAGGAGGAGCUGCUGUUGAAAGAAGAGCAAGAAAAGGAAAAGCAAGAAAAAGAAAAGCAGGAAAAGGCCAUGAUUGAAAAGCAGAAGGAAGCAGCAGAAGCAAAGGCCCAGGAGGCAGCUAAACAGAUGCGUCUAGAAAGAGAGCAGAUCAUGCUGCAGAUUGAACAGGAGCGACUGGAGAGGAAGAAGAGAAUAGAUGAAAUUAUGAAGAGAACAAGGAAGAGUGAUGUGUCUCUGGAAGUGAAGAAAGAAGACCCGAAAGUGGAGCUUCAGCCUGCUGUGUGUGUGGAAAAUAAGACAAAACCAGUUGUCCCCAACAAAAUAGAAAUCAAUGGCUUGAACACCUGCCAGGAAGUUAAUGGUGUGGAACGUGCUGCCCCAGAGACUUUCCCCCAAGAUGUUUUCACUAAUGGACUUAAACCAGUUGGGGGACUUGUUCACCUGGACGCCCUUGAUGGGAAAUCAAACAGUCUGGAUGAUUCAACCGAAGAAGUUCAGUCUAUGGAUGUGAGUCCUGUUUCAAAAGAAGAGCUUAUCUCUAUCCCAGAAUUUUCACCAGUGAGUGAAAUGAUUCCUGGGGUAUCUCUGGACCAAAAUGGAACUGGUAAUGCCCGAGCACUUCAAGAUCUCUUAGAUUUCACUGGCCCCCCCAUUUUCCCCAAGAGAUCCAGUGAAAAUCUCAGCCUGGAUGACUGUAACAAAAACCUGAUCGAAGGAUUUAACAGUCCUGGCCAAGAAAAUACUCUGAACACCUUCUGUUGACAAAUACAACAUCUCUUUAAUGAAAGGUGGCGUUUGGAGAACCCAUGAAGCUGCUGGUAGUCAAAUCUGAGCUGCCGGCCCUCUGAAGAAGCUUCUGUCGUCCUUAACCGCUGGAUUCCAAACUAUUAAAUCAAAAUGUAACUGUAUUCCUACUUAGUAUGUCAAACGCUGGCCACUCUCAGUAGAUCCUUGAGACGUUGGCCUUGUCGGGCUUUAGCAGAGUUCCAUGUUACAUUUCUAUUUAUGAGCUUCAGCUGCUGAUAAAGCACUUCCUGUACUCUUAUUAGCAUAGUGAUCCUCUGAAUAACCCGUGUGAUUUCGGCUUGGAAAGUCACCUUAGAACCAUUCUUAUCCCCAGACUUGGAGCAUAUAAACAUUUAGAUGUCUUUUCUUGUAAAUAUUCUAGACAUUUACCCAGACUCUACUUAAACAUAUACUGAAAACUUGGGUUGCAUAUCUCCCUGUCUGUGUUUAGAAGGAGAAGAAAUUCUGGAACAUUUCCCCCAUCUCUGGGGUUUCUUUGUUGGAAGUUACUAUCAAGAAGCCGUGUUUUAUUAUUAAACUUAGCCACCUGCAAAAUGUGUUGCCCCCCAUUGCUCCUUGGGCGGCUAGUGGAGUGAGUCUGGCUGAGUAAGGGAGCCACUGAACAGCGUGGAAGGCCGUCUGCUCCAUUAGGCAUAUUCCUCCAGACUUGGGCAUCUGAAUCUCCAAGGACCUUUUCAUGUUGUACCUGAAAUCCUCCAAGCUGUAGUCACUCCAGACCCUCAAGUGGCUUCUGGACUGAAUGAAUCGUGCACCUCCUGCCCAGGUGGUUGCUUUUCAUGUUGUAGCUGUUGUUUUUCUCUUGGGUCUUGGGGCUUUUGUUUGUUUGUUUACUCAACUCUAAUAAAACCAGGUACAAAUGAAAAGCAUAGUGCUCUGAGACAGGGGCCCCUGAACUGGACCUAAUAUGUCACUUUAACAGGCUUGAACAUAAAAACAUCUGGGCGGGGGACAAAUGACGGUAGAAUGUAUACUUUACACGUUUUGUGCCAUAUAAUAAUGUGUUUUCUUCAUUUCUUGUGGUGAAAUGUGACUUUCAGAUUAAAAUAACCUUUUCUUCUUUGAAACCUUUUUUUUUGUCUUGUACAAUAAAGAGUUUGGAAAGAUCCAUAAUUCUGACUGAGGUUUGCAACCAGGAGAUACAAAAAAGUCUCCAAAGUAAUCUUGUUAUGUGCUCUUAAAACCAGCUACAGUGUAAGACUGUAUUAGGUAUGGAAACUGUGUACGUCUGUGUAUGUGUAUAUACUAAAUAAAAUACAUGCCUCCAAUAAUACAGAUCUUGACGAGUAUCGGGGGAAAAUCCCUUCUAUGACAAGCACAUAGAAAAUGAUAGCAUGGUCUGACUUUCCAAAAAACGCCUUGCCAUCUUUCUUAUAGCCCUGUUUUGCUAAAUGUCUGUUUUCUUGCAAUCUGUUGUACCUCACAGCACCAUUGUGAUCCCGGUGAUGCCUCAUUUGCACGAUGUGUACCUUGUGUUACCGUGAAAUACAUUUUCAUUGAAGAGUC